AUUCUUACAUGUUCAAUUUUUCAUCAUACUACUUAAAUAACAAACUUUCAGCAUAGAAUUGAAUAGAACAUUUAAUAAUUAAACAUCAUAUUAUAGAUGAUGCAAACUAAAAGUUCAUGGACUCCAUUAGUGAAUAAAGAUGCAAAUAAAAUGCUUUUUGAAGAACGACAAAAUCUUAUUUUAGCAUGGUUUACAAAAUGGUCUGAAAGUCAAAGAAAACAGUUAAUGACAAAACUUUUUGAGUUAUGUACUCAGAAACAAAUUGAAUCACUUUUUAUCAUCCUUGAAAAUAAAAUGCCUUUAUACAAAAUAGAUUUUACAAGAACACUGCCACGAGUUUUGUGUAUUUAUUUAUUUUCUUUUUUGGAUCCUAGAAGUCUUUGUCGUUGUGCACAGGUAUCAUGGUAUUGGCGAUAUCUAAGUGAAUCAAAUGAAUUAUGGGCAUCGAAAUGUUUAAGACGUGGUUGGGAUUUAAUUGCUUCACAUAGUCAAUGGGAACCUGGAAUAUGGAAAAAGCAUUAUAUUCAGAAAAUACGUUAUCUUCAAUUUCAUAUUUCACAGUCAAUCAAUAACUCCGUGAAUAAUAAUCAUCAACAUCAUCAGAGUGAUAAUGAUACCAAUCACAUUGAUACUACUACUAAUACUACUAAUAAUCAUCAUCAUCAUAACGAUGAUGAAUAUGAUAAAAACAAGCAGAAUACAAUCAAUCGACACAGCGAAUUAAAUCAAUGCAAUAAUGAUUCAUGUAAAUUCAUGAUACCAUGGCGUGCACCAAGUCGUAAACCAUCUGAUAUUCAUCGUUUCAAUUAUUUCGAUAAUGAUGAACCGGUCAUCAAUGCACGAUCAUCUGGACAAGAAUUUAAAGCUAGGCUUAGUUAUAGUGCUGGAUCAUCAUCGACAACAACAAGAAAGAAGAAAUAUUCUUUAACAUUAGAUUCAAGUUUUUAUAAAUCUACUACACAAACUGAUCAUAUUAACAAUGAUAAUAAUGACAUUGAUUCACAGCUCAACAAUUUGUUUAAACAUCAUGAAACAACAGCAAUACAAAAAUCAACAUCUCCUCCUCCUCCUUCUUCUCCUAAUCAUGUUGUUUGUUCAAUGUUUACAAAUCGUCAUAAUUCCAUGACAACGACACCAUGGAAACCGACAUCCAUUUAUCCAUCUAAAUUAAAUCAAUUGAAUACAGAAAAAACACGACAAUCACAAUAUGGUAUGAUUAAAAAAUUUAUUCAUUCUGAUUCAAGUAUAAAAAAUAGUUUGAAAUCUAAUAAAAUUCAUGAUCAUGAUCAUUUAAUCAAUAAAUUACAGAUGAAUGGUAGCAGUUCAAUAUUGAACGAAUCAAAUAAACAACUUGGUGAUGAAAUUAAUAUGGUUAAUUUUUCUGGAGAAUAAAUCAUUGGAAUAUGAAAUAUCUCAAAGUGUCGAUGGGAAAGGAAGGAAGUGCAUUUGCUCACUUUUUUGUAAUAAUAAUAAUAAUAAUAAUAAUAAUAAUAAUAAUAAUAAUAAUAUUUAUACACACACUGACUCACACACACACAUAAUAAAUAGACGAUAUCUGUACCAUGUAA
This is a messenger RNA of Schistosoma turkestanicum, 1568 nucleotides long. NCBI's taxonomy places the organism in Eukaryota, Metazoa, Platyhelminthes, Trematoda, Strigeidida, Schistosomatidae. The record is from the annotation of a GenBank genome assembly.